Diatraea saccharalis (sugarcane borer) is the source of this 1119-nucleotide messenger RNA. The record is from the annotation of a GenBank genome assembly. NCBI's taxonomy places the organism in Eukaryota, Metazoa, Arthropoda, Insecta, Lepidoptera, Crambidae.
AUGGAUCGUUUCGACACUGAACUAUUUAUUGAUGAGGUGGAGAAGAGACCUGCAAUAUGGGACAUUCAGUGUGAUGAUUACUCAAAUAAAAUUAUCAAGAACCGAGCUUGGCAAGAGUUGGUGGAGAUAUUCGGAAAUUGCGAAGACACUGUGGAAAAAAAGAAUAUUUUAAAAUACAAAAAAGGAAAAACAACUCCUUCUGGUUCAAGUGCUCGUAAAGGAGCCCAAUAUAUGUAUUUUGCAAGAUUAUCUUUCCUGCAGAAUAGUGUAAGUAAUAAAGACACUACAACUAAUAUUGAAGAACAGAAUGAAAGGCAAAGUGAGGAGACAAGUCAACUAAACGCCAAUGUAACCGAAGCCACUGAAAUACGUCCCCCUAAACGUAAGAAAACACAAGUGCCAGAAGAAAAAAUAGCUGUUUUAAUAGAAAAAAGUAUCGAGUCACGAAAACAUUUUGAGAAUGAACUUCAAGAAAAAAGUAUUACCAAGCAAGAUGACGACAAACUCUUUUGUUUGUCGUUAUAUAAAGAACUCAAAAAAGUACCAGAAAAUAGGCGUUUAGCAACCAAAAUUGAAUUGCUUCAAGUGAUACAAAAAGGACAAAUCUUACCACCCCCUGUUCGCUACAAUAAUCAGCAAAUCACACCUACGUAUUGGCAAGGACAACAGUAUACAAGCCCGCAAGGAUAUUUUACUACAUCUGGAUCAUCUCCUCCUGUUCCGGCACCGUCACCGUCACCAUCGCAAUUUAGUUCUGGCUCUCAGUCCUCUACAGUUAUAGAAAAUAUUUAUGCUGAUUUUGAAGAACAAUAAAUAAAUCUUACCUUAAAGUUAUUACGAGUUUCUCUUCCGGUGACACGCUUGGCCUCAAAUGCGUUUCAGAGCAUGAAACAUCUUGCCUGAUCAGUUCAAUUAGUUCAUCAAAAGAUUUUAUUGACAUUCUCAAAUAGUAAAAAAAUUUGUUAUCAUACAUUCUUAAUUUGGGAUAUAACGUUACGAACUGACCAUGUACUAGUCGGUCACGUAAUAUUGGAUGCACCCAAUACCGCCUUUUUCUUUUCUUUUUUUUAAGGAGCAACAACCACAGUAAACACACUUCUUCGUCGACCUCCAUUUUGA